GAAGUAUGCAUGGUUUACAAUGAAUGAAUAAAUAAUGACAAAGUACUUACUGGGUGCGGUGUAUUUUCAAAAUAAUACCCCUAAAAUCUUGAGAGAUGGAAGAAGAGCAAGAAUAUUUUCACAUAUUUUGUGUUUUCUUUUUCGUUGGACGUUUGUCUAAACUGUCAAAUACCUGAACAUUGAAUUUGUGGGCACAAGUAACUGUGAUAUGGGAAAACUAUUCCAGUUUCAAAUGCGUAGUGCCUAAUAAUACAUUUUUAAGUAACAUCUUUAAAUUUCCAACAAGGAGGCCAACAGCAAUUAGAAAUUUCAACUGUUAGACAAAUACAAUUAAGUUCCUCAGUUACUGAUGCGACCAUCUACCGGUGUAAUCAGAACACGUUUUAAUAUCUGUGCAACGCAAUGGCUUUUUUAAGACAGUGCGGCACUUUAACGUUUAUCAUAGGCGAGCGUCCUGACGCCGUGUCACCUGGGAGGAUCGCUAGGCGCAUCACGGCUGGCGGACAAACAGCGGGCUCCAAGUGCCACAUGUACGGCUGUCUCAGGCUCCCAGACAAAACUCUCUCCUGACCAAGGUGGAUUUUUAUUUUUAUUCCUAUUAUUUUUUUGCCAUUUUAUCACAGUGUAUCUGUUUCAGUGUAUCUGCCUUCCCGUUUAAGCCGGUCGGGGAUGCUGAUGUAGGGGGAGAUAUCGCUGAUCUCUUAUCUCUCGGCAUCUGUACGACGGAUGAUUUGCACUUCUCGCCUGGGUGCGAAAUAAAUUUCAGUGCUUCAUCUGUACUAAAGAUAGUGAACGGUCGCUAUGGACUCGGCACCAGAGACCUGUCCGGUCCCGGACCCGACAAUUUUGGAUCCCUCGGCUCCGAAUGGACGAUGUCCCCCUCCAGAUCAGCACCCACCCAAAAGAGCAAGUCAGGGCGACCCGUUCAAUUCGGACCAGGACCAUCAGAUGAAAAUCAGCGACGGCGUAGAGGGAGAAGGUCUGCUGGAGAGCAGCACGCGCCUGAAGCCCCAUGAAGCCCAGAGCUACCGGAAGAAGGCGCUCUGGGUGUCCUGGAUCUCCAUCGUGGUGACCAUCAUCCUGGCAAUAACUAGCUUCACUGUUUCUUUCAUGAGGUACAGCGCCUCUGCGUUUGGAUUCGCUUUUGACGCCACACUGGAUGUGCUGUCUUCCAUCAUCGUGCUCUGGCGCUAUAGCAAUGCCGCCGCCAUACACUCUGCCCAGAGGGAGUACAUGGCCUGUGCAAUCCUGGGCGUCGUCUUCAUCCUGUCCUCCCUGUGCAUUAUGGGAAAAGCCAUUCAUGACCUGUCCACCAAGCUGCUUCCAGAAGUGGGCAGCUUACUCUUCAGCGUGUCCAUCAUGAGCGGGAUGGUGUGCACGGCCCUCGCCGUGGUCAAGUUCAUGCUGGGGAAGGUGCUCACCAGCAGGGCCCUCAUCACAGACGGUUUUAACUCGCUGGUCGGUGGCAUCAUGGGGUUCUCCAUCCUCAUCAGCGCAGAGGUCUUCAAGCAUCACCCCACCGUGUGGUACCUCGACGGGACAACAGGGGUCCUCAUUGGCCUCAUCAUCCUGGCUUAUGGCGUGAAGUUGCUGAUCGAUAUGGUCCCAAGGGUGAGACAGACCAGGAACUACGAGCGCUUUGAGUGACGGAUGAAUUGCCUUCUUUAUGUCACUCCCCAGAAAGACUCAGAGGACCCACUGAAAGCAGACCUUUAGGUGCCCGUGGUAUUUCAGUUAAAAGCAAGCAAUCCAUUGCUGAAACGUGCCCCCAUCCCCUUCUUGGAUUCUUUUAAGUCCAAACCCAGUCUAUCCCAUAAUAGCCCAAGAGCUCCUAGGAGCUGCAAGGAGGGAGAAAUCAUGCCUUUGCUGUCACCAUUGAGUUAAACAGAGGCUGCCUGGUCCAGUGCCAAAACCUGCUCUUCUGAUCAUGCCCAGCAGGGCGGCGCUACUGUUAUUCAUCAAACAUAUCAAGAAAAAAACUACACUACAUCUCCUUAAAUUUAAAACUGCAUGUAAUGUUGACACUAAUCUGCACAAUAUCUGCUUAGGUUUCAAAACAAUAUAAAAUAUUUAAAAGUUUCAAGCAGCCCCUUUAAAGGGUGGACCAUCUACUGCCACCCCCAAAAAGUCUCUACAUCUUUUGCUUAAAUGGUUGACCCCCCUGUGAGACUUGGAGAGAGAUGAGUAGAUGGGCCACCUUAGCGUCCUCCUGUCCGGCACUGGAGAACCAGGGACCCAGUGCCACGUUCUCUCGGCAGGCCCCAAAGUUAAGUGGGAGGUCAAGGUGGCAUUGACCUUACAACCUGGCGAUAAAGACAGCAUCGCCACCCUGCUGGACCUGACGAUACCCUGACAGCCAGGAGGUAGCAGAAAACCGCAGUGGAGCAUGAUCAUCGCCAAAACAGCGGCACAGGAAAAUCCAAGGCUAAAUCCAUGGUAUUUCUUGGCUGCUGAAGGGGCUUCAUGUCGCCUGAGAGGUGUGGAGGAAAAACAGACCACAGGGCCACUUGACAGCUGCCCCUGUAGGAUCUCACUCUCUCUCUUACCUGUAACCCAGAUGUUAUCUUACAAAGAACCGUAAUCCCCCCCCCACCCCUGCCAGAUGUCCACUCUGUAUCUGACUUGUCUGAAGGGCAAAUUUGGUUUUGGCUCACAGGAUCAAUCAUCAGACUUUCAGGAAAGAUCUUGCUUAAAAAUAAUUAUAGCAACCUGUUUACCUUUUCCUGAGAGGGCACAAAGGAAAUCGAUUUAACAUUUGUUCUAUACUGACUUAAAGUCACAGAUUGAAAUCCUUGUUCGUUUCAUCGUUGAACAAAGUGAAAACCUCCUUUCACACAAGUCCUUGUAUUUCUAGAUUUUAUAAUCGCCUGAGGGUUUGUAUCCCCUCCAUGAUAGGAGUCCAUGUAAUCAGAAUGCCGCGAGACAGCGGAUAGAGGGUAGCAGUCUGAUAGGGCAUUCCCACACCUCAAACUCCUCGUACAGGAACCCCAAACAGAGAGGCAAGUUUAUUAUUUUUUUUAAGCCAUGGGAUGCACUGGUUUUGUGUUGUGCUGUUUCUGAGUGAAAUACCAGCACCUUUUGUAUAUAGUUUAUUAUAUAUUAUCCAAAAAAUGCAGAAUGUGCAUUCAUGGGACUCGUCUGUCCUGGCAGAUGUUUGUAAGAUAAAGAGUACCCCCUCCGCUCCAGACGAAGACUGUAGGACCUCCUCCGGUGAGGCAUCGCCGGCAUUAGCCGUAGAUUUCUAGCUGUGCGUUUAGUUGUGGAUUCCCCCCCCAUGUAGGACUGCGCCCAGCGGAAUCAGAGUUUGAUUUACCGUUAGCAAACCGCUCAUUUUAAGUUGACAGCCUGCUUUUCAGACCGGCCAAUAGCACACCGGUUCCUUGAACAGGAAGCCGACAGCACAGUAUUAACUUUUGUAGCACGUUUACAUCCUGAUCACCUUGCCGUUUGCAGCCCCCCCCGAAGAAGCACAAGGUGCGGAGUAGGGGGAGAACAGCACAGCCCUCACAUCCAGGGAGGGGGCUCGGAACAAACAGGCCUUAAGCUGUACUGACAACAAUCAUAAGUGUGAAGCCCUGAAGCCAGUUUCAUGGGAUCCACCUCAUUAACAUUCUAAUAUCGGUUAAGUGGCCAUUUGUGUCGUGAGUGUAAGACGAUAGGCGUUUAGGACAUUUGUACACACUGUAACGUGCUGGUACACUGUGCAGGUAGUAACACGACUAAGCAUAGAGUAUUUAUUGUUACCCAGUAUAUUUAAAUAAUUUGACAGUACUAUCGGUGUAUGUACAGAACAUUUUGGAAACGUUUCAGAACUUUUCUUCUGUAUGAGUGGACAUUUUGUUGAGAAAUGGUUGUAUGUAAAAUACUUGAAUGUUUGCACACACAUGUAGGUCACAUGACAUACUGAAAGCCCCCCCACUCAGGAAGUCCAUGCUAAUGGUCCGGAACCAGAAAAGGGGAGGGGCUUUAAUUUGUACUUCUUCUCUGUCUCCCUCACUCACAAGCACACAAGAAGUGGCCAGACGGACUGACUGUUGAAAGUAGACAUUAUGUGGUUUUAGAGCUCACUCCAGCUGGGGACCUUUUGCAUGACCCAAAACACAACCUCCUGGAUGCAAAUAUGCCUUCCAGUGUGCCAGUAUCCUGCUUUGAUGCUACCUUACGCACACACACCACACCAAUUAGGCAUCUAUAUCUUUGUGGGGACACUGUUCAUUUCACUUCUGUCACACCUUUUUAAACAUAAGUAGCCAAACAAAAUACAAGAGUUUUGGCUUGUUUAGUUUUUGAUUGCAUUCUCAGUUCUGUAUAGUUUCCCCCCUUGUGGGGACCAAAAAAUAUCCCCACAAGGGCAAACUAACAUUAUCAUCACAUUGUGUUUGGUCCCCACAAUGUAAUAAAUACAUCCCCACACACACACACACACAUGCAUUUCUGUCUGAGGACUUCAACACAGUGACUGAUUCCUAAAUCCAUCCUGAAAGCUGAUAAAGGGAAAGCAGUUUGUUCAAAGCAGAUCUAGUUACCAGAGUGACACAUAUGUGGACAUGCAUUUACACACGCACACACACACAUGCACACAUGUGCUGGAGACAAGAGCACAGAUCACGAAAACAGCAGCAGUCUUCAGUGCCGGGUGCUGUCUGAGUGCUGUACGUGAUGUCUCAGUAUGGAUGUGAUUACCGUACCGUGGGUGAUGUGUACACUCAUACAUAUACAUAUAUAUAUAUAUAUAUAUAUAUAUAUAUAUAUAUAAAUUUUUUUCCCCAUUUAUAUUGAUCACUCAUGCAACACAAAGACUGUCACAGAAAAAGGUUUAUUAAAAAUAAAGUUUUAUCCUGCUUAUUCAUCAAGAACAGUGAAAACGAGCUGUCUUUCCUCUGUUUGCAUUUCAUCAUACACCAUGUCUGGAAUAAUCACCCAUUUCUGCAGAUUCCUGAACCAGCUAACAAACUACAUAAAAUGCAAAUGUUGUAAUGAAGAAAAUGCGUGACAGUUGGCAGAGGGCGCCUGAAUGUCGCAACUAACAGCACGUUAUAAUAAUGCACACUUAACUCUCUGUCAGUGCCUACACAAGGAGGAUGAAAUAAACUCAUACGUUUCUGUUCGUCAUCCAAAGGUUUAUUCAACCAAGCAAAUGCCAAGGUCCAGCCCGCUGAAAUAAAAAAGGCAACACUAAAACCAAGGAAGGAGCGAGAGAGAGAGAGAAAGCAGUAUUAACCUGAUCCUGUUUGCUUGAACAGACUGGUAGCUGUAUUUAAAUGCACUUUAAGCACCUGCGUGUAAAUGUCUUGUAAUAGUUUGAACAGAAACUCAGAUGCACAGAUCCAUUGAUAAAUCUUAAUUUCAAAAGGUAACAUCUAACGUAGAGAGGAGGGACACAUUUCUUCGGUCCUUCUCCCUUCAGUUGAGGUACACAUUAGACUAAAGGCUAUACAUUCGCAUUGUGGUCAUACUGUAUAGUUACCAAUAAAUAAAUAAAUAAGGCAUAAGUGCCACGUGAUAAUCUUAAGCUGAGGGUUCGAGGAUGACAUUCACACGUGAGCUGUCAGCUAUGACGCUUGUUUUCUUCCCUAAUUCACUGAUAUUUUUUUUUUAAAAACUCCUCUCAUAUCUGUGGGCCAUAUUGUCUGACACACAUCACUUUAAAAACAGUUCCCUUCACAAUUAGAUUGUGUCUAAAAUUACUCCAGAGGAUCUAUCAUUUAUAUAUUAUAGUUUCCCCCCCCCCC
Brienomyrus brachyistius is the source of this 5732-nucleotide messenger RNA. RefSeq names its product transmembrane protein 163-like. Gene Ontology annotation, molecular function: zinc ion binding. The record is from RefSeq and is a predicted model, not a curated record. Lineage: Eukaryota; Metazoa; Chordata; Actinopteri; Osteoglossiformes; Mormyridae. The transcript has 8 exons. Bases 802 to 1647 code for a protein of 281 amino acids. Gene Ontology annotation, cellular component: synaptic vesicle membrane.